Molecule: messenger RNA, 1620 nt
Organism: Scomber scombrus (Atlantic mackerel)
Lineage: Eukaryota; Metazoa; Chordata; Actinopteri; Scombriformes; Scombridae
Gene: mkrn4
Product: makorin, ring finger protein, 4
Exons: 8
Coding region: 431-1606 (391 amino acids)
Biological process (GO): protein polyubiquitination
Molecular function (GO): metal ion binding; ubiquitin protein ligase activity
Source: RefSeq, a predicted model, not a curated record
GUUUUUGUUGACAUUGUUAAGAAGGUGAUAAUUCUACUUUGUUUUGAGGUCAUAGUGGGUGUUGGUGGUGUACUAGGGUUCAUAUAUUGAUUGGUGUUCCUAAUAGAUUAUCCACUCCAUUAACAUAUAUGAGAGGGGCAAAAUAUUAGGAACACAAUUCAAUAAAAUUCACCCCAGUACACCACCACCACUUAGUACGACCUCAGAAUUAGAUUGCACAGGUGUAGCUAAUGAAGUGGCCAGUGAGUGUAUAUGUUUCUGAUACACAUUUCCACUACCAUCAAUUGAACUUUGAGAGAGUUCAGAUAAGUGGAGUUAUGGAUAAAUUAGAAUACGUGACGUCCAAACGUCAUCGUCACGUUUCUAUUGGUUGGUUGCUAGGUUAAUUGCUGAAGAGGAACGGCUGUCAACUAUUUAGAUAGCUAGUGGGAUGGAGGGAGACUGGCGGCAUGCUCAAAACACAUGGAGGAUGGGCUCGGAGAUGGAGCGAUUCUCAACUGGCCGUAGUGGAGGUAUUUGUAGGCGUUUCAUCAAUGGCUCUUGCAGAUUGGGUCCAAGGUGUAAUUAUCGACAUGAAUGGCCUGUAAGAUCAUCAUCCCAAAUAUGUAGAUAUUUUCAGAAAGGCUUAUGCUGGUAUGGUGAUUACUGCAAGUAUGUCCAUGUCCUUCAGCCAGAAGGUGAUGCAGCUAUUGCAGGUAGGAGAGCUUCAGUACCUACAGUUUCCACUUCCAGCGUGGCCACGGCUCUGCCAGAUAGAAGAGGGUCAGAGCCUGCUCUUCUGCAGACCGAGGUGAUGUCCAGAUGGGAGCACAGCAUGUCACACAGUCACUCUGUUGUUAAUGUCUCAAAUCCUCAAUACAACACUGGGCGCCUGGCAGCAGAUAUUGCGGAAGAACAAUCACAAGACAAUAACACUUAUCUAACCGCUUCUUGGGAGUCGGUCCAGAUCUCAGGAGGGGCUCAAGCAGGUGCAUAUGAUGGAAGAAAUGAGCAGGAGACCUCUUCCAAUCAGACAGAUGAUGUUGGUGCGGCUGCAGCCUCUACUACUCAGGGGAUAGUAGGUGAAAUUGAGGCCUUCCUCCAGAGUAAAAAUAUGACCUGCGGCAUAUGCAUGGACAAGGUGUAUGAAAAACCAGAUCCAAGACACCAGGUAUUUGGUAUCUUGCCGAACUGCAGUCACUCCUUCUGUUUACACUGCAUCAGGACCUGGAGGAAAACGAAAGACCUCGGGCCGGAUGUCGUAAAGAGCUGCCCACAGUGCCGAGUGAGGUCUGCCUUUUAUGUGCCCAACAAGUACUGGGUUGAAGGACAAGCAAAGGAAAACAUAAUUGCUACCUUCAAAGAGAAAUUCAGUAAGAAAAGCUGCAGUUACUAUACACGAUAUAGAUGCUGUCCCUUCAAAACGGAGUGCCUUUACCGCCAUGAUAAGACUGCACGUCGCAGGUCAUUUCCUUAUCAUACUGAAGAUGAAGAUGACUACGAUGGUGUAGAUCUGCUAAAUUUUUUCAUAGCCAUGACCCUUCUUGGCGGUGAUGAUGAUGACGACGACGACAAUGAUGAUGACUUUGACUUUCCUUUUUACCUCACUGAGGAGUACGGUUUCUGAGCUUUUUCACUCUU